AUGGCGCUGGGCUUGGCGCAGGCCGAGGAGCAGCGGCUGUACCAACAGACGCUGCUGCAGGACGGGCUGAAGGACAUGCUGGACCGCGGGCACUUCGUGGACUGCGUGGUGCGCGUCGGGGAGCGCGAGUUCCCGUGCCACCGCCUGGUGCUGGCGGCCUGCAGCCCCCUGCUCCGCGCGCGCCUGCUGGAGGAGCCCGGGGGCGCGUCGGGCGAGCUGCGGCUGGACGAAGUGGCCCCGGGCGUGGGCCCCGAGGUGGCGGCGCGGGUGCUGCGCUACCUGUACACGUCGGAGCUGGCGCUGGACGAGGCGAGCGUGCAGGACCUGCUGUCGGCGGCGCAGCGCCUGCAGAUCCCGUCCGUGUUCACCCUGUGCGUGUCCUUCGUGCAGCAGCGCCUGUGCCUGGCCAACUGCCUGGCCGUGCUGCGCCUCGGCCUGCUGCUGGACUGCGCGCGCCUGGCCGUGGCCGCCCGCGACUUCGUCUGCGCGCGCUUCGCGCUGGUGGCGCGCGACGCCGACUUCCUCGGGCUCUCGGCCGACGAGCUCAUCGCCGUCAUCUCCAGCGACGGGCUGGACGUGGAGAGCGAGGAGGCCGUGGUCGAGGCCGUGCUGCGCUGGGCGGGCGGCGGCGGCGACGCCGAGGCGCGGGCCGAACGCCAGCGGGCCCUGCCCACCGUCUUCGAGAGCGUGCGCUGCCGCCUGCUGCCCCGCGCCUACCUGGAGAGCCGCGUGGAGAGCCACCCGCUCGUGCGCGCCCAGCCCGAGCUGCUGCGCAAGCUGCAGAUGGUCAAGGACGCGCACGAAGGCCGCCUGGCCGUGCUGCGCCGCAGGAAGAAGCGGCCGCCGGGCAGGCAGGGGCCCGCGACGGCCCCGGCCGGGGAGAAGGGCCAGGAGGCGGAGAAGCAGGAGAAAAAGGAGCAGGAGCAGGAGGAGGAGGAAGGCGAGACCGUCGUCCCCGGCAUCCUCAACGACACCCUGCGCUUCGGCAUGUUCAUGCAGGACCUUAUCAUGAUGAUCAGCGAGGAGGGCGCCGUGGCCUACGACCCGGCCGCCAACGAGUGCUACUGCGCCUCUCUCUCCGCGCAGAUCCCCAAGAACCACGUGAGCCUGGUGACCAAGGAGAACCAGGUCUUCGUGGCUGGGGGCCUCUUCUACAACGAGGACAACAAAGAGGACCCCAUGAGCGCUUACUUCUUGCAGUUCGACCACCUGGACUCGGAGUGGCUGGGGAUGCCGCCGGUGCCUUCGUCACGCUGCCUUUUCGGCCUGGGCGAGGCUCUCAACUCCAUCUACGUGGUGGGCGGCCGAGAGCUCAAGGAGGGCGAGCUGAGCCUGGACUCGGUCCUGUGCUACGACCGACACUCCUUCAAAUGGGGUGAGUCAGACCCACUGCCUUAUGCCGUGUACGGUCACGCGGUGCUGUCGCAUCUGGACCUGGUCUAUGUCAUUGGAGGCAAAGGCAGCGACAGGAAAUGCCUGAACAAGGUGUGCGCCUACGACCCCAAGAAGUUUGAGUGGAAGGAGCUGGCGCCCAUGCAGACUGCCCGCUCUCUCUUUGGCGCCACCAUCCAUGAUGGCCACAUUGUCGUGGCUGCUGGAGUCACAGACACAGGACUGACCAGUUCCGCUGAGGUGUACAGCAUCGCGGACAACAAGUGGACACCCUUUGAGGCCUUCUCACAGGAACGAAGCUCACUCAGUCUGGUCAGCCUCAAGGGCACCCUCUAUGCCAUUGGGGGCUUUGCCACCUUGGAGACAGAGUCUGGAGAGUUGGUCCCCACAGAACUCAAUGACAUUUGGAGGUACAAUGAGGAAGAGAAGAAGUGGGAGGGGGUCCUGCGGGAGAUUCCCUAUGCCGCAGGUGCCACCUUCCUCCCAGUGCGGCUCAACGUACUUCGCCUCACGAAAAUGUGA
This is a messenger RNA of Suncus etruscus (white-toothed pygmy shrew), 1914 nucleotides long. RefSeq names its product kelch like family member 40 (gene KLHL40). Gene Ontology annotation, cellular component: A band; I band. NCBI's taxonomy places the organism in Eukaryota, Metazoa, Chordata, Mammalia, Eulipotyphla, Soricidae. The record is from RefSeq and is a predicted model, not a curated record. Gene Ontology annotation, biological process: negative regulation of proteasomal ubiquitin-dependent protein catabolic process; skeletal muscle fiber development; negative regulation of protein ubiquitination. Gene Ontology annotation, molecular function: protein binding. Bases 1 to 1914 code for a protein of 637 amino acids. The transcript has 6 exons.